AUGGGGCCACCGAGGGUCACCUUCAAGGAGCAGUCAAAGGCGACCUCUGGGGAUGAAACGUUUUGCACUAAUGCCGUCAGUGACACGAAUAACGGCAGCAGUGACAGUGGAGUCUGCACCACAGGCAGUGGCAGCCAGCGGCCGUCGAAUGUGCGAAAACUCAGCAUCUCCAACUUCACACUCUUCAACGGCAGUAAGGAUAUUAACCACUCGGACGCCAAUAUGGCCGCCUACGAGAGCCAGCUAAGUCCACAGGGCUUCAUCACUACCGCCUCGAACGUCAGACUGGAGACGGAUGAUCGGCUGUGUAGCCAAGUGUAG
Molecule: messenger RNA, 321 nt
Organism: Dibothriocephalus latus
Lineage: Eukaryota; Metazoa; Platyhelminthes; Cestoda; Diphyllobothriidea; Diphyllobothriidae
Source: the annotation of a GenBank genome assembly